AUGGCAGCUAGAACACUGAAAGCAGUGCCUGCUGAUCCCCACACGUGCACAGAAGUGGGUGACCAAGGAUGUACAAGAGUGGAUAGCUCUUGGCGUCUCCAUGACUCCCCCGCCCCGCCUGCAACUCCGCUCCAACUGGUCCGGAAGAAGCCCCGCCCCCUUCCUUCCUCCGGUCCCCGCGAUUGGCUUACCGACACCCGGCAGGUCAAUUCCCCGCCUUCGACUGGCUCACUGCCCCAUCAGUCACACGCAGCGAGAUUCGGGUCGGUGGGAGGGGAAGGCAGUGGAGGAGGUGGACUGGGAGUGGGAUUAGAGGACGAGGUGACGGAAGGAGGAUGUUCAGGCUCGGUCCCCGGUUUGGGAAAGUUUCCCCUACGAGUGACAGACCCGGACGGCGUUAGGCCCGGUCCCGCUCAGAGCCGGUGCAGGACGCUCGGGUCCCUGAUUCCCGCCCCUCGGUCCCGCAGGCCCCGGAAACCACUAGGGGGAGGGGGAAGAGGGAGGGACCAGCUAACCAGGGACCGACCCACCCCCGAUCUCGGAAGAGGCGCCUCCGGGACUCCCCGGAGGGGCGGGGGGCGGGGAGCGCCGGCGCGCCGCGACGACCCCCCGCCCCCUCCCCCAGCAGCCCCCAGAGGCCCGAGAGAGCAGUGUCCCCGGGCCCGGGGCGUGACCGUCGCGAGCCGGCAGGGAGGGCCCCUCCCGCUUCCCGCCUGGGGCCCUGAGGGCCUGUCCCUUCAGGGGCGGGGAGAUGGGGGAGCGAAGAGGGGGCGCUGGCGAGCCAACCCGGAACCUCCCGGCCCGCCUCCCGCCCCCAGCCCCGGCCCCUGCGCGCCUCCUGCACACACGCCCGCACCCAGAAAGUUAAGUCAGGGGCGAGCCCGGCUCGGCGCCGCCGCGCUCCGGCCCCCCGGCUCCCCGCCCCCACCGCGGCCCGGCCUGCUCGGCCCGAGCGCGCCGCCCGCCCCGCCCGCCGCAGCUCCUUCCCGUCGGCGCGCGGCGCCCCUCGCCCCCAGCCCCCGGCGCUGA
Molecule: messenger RNA, 1029 nt
Organism: Bubalus bubalis (water buffalo)
Lineage: Eukaryota; Metazoa; Chordata; Mammalia; Artiodactyla; Bovidae
Product: basic proline-rich protein-like
Exons: 2
Coding region: 1-1029 (342 amino acids)
Source: RefSeq, a predicted model, not a curated record